GGCACCAUUUUUACAGUAUUAUUCCAACCUCAUAGUGUGGAAAUAUACAGUGCCUGUCAGAAGUUUGGACACCUCAUUCUACAUUGUAGAAUAAUAGUGUAGACACAAACUUAUGAAAUAACACAUGGAAUCAUGUCGUAACCACAAAAGUGUUAAAAUCUAAAUAUAUUUUAUAUUUCAGAUUCUUCAAAAGUAGCCACCCUUUGCCUUGAUGACAGCUUUGUACACACAUGACAUUCUCAAAACCAGCUUCAUCUGGAAUGCUUUUCCAACAGUCUUGGAAGUUACCACAUCUGCUGAGCACUUGUUGGCUGCUUUUCCUUCACUCUGCGGUCCAACUCAUCUCAAUUGGGUUGAGGUCGGGUGAUUUUGGAGAGCAGGUCAUCAGAUAAAGCACUCUCACUCCUUGAUCAAGUAGGCCUUAAGCAGCCUGAAGGUGUGUUGGGUCAUGGUCCUCUUGAAUUCUAAACAAAUCAGUGUCACCAGCAAAGCACCGUCACACCACCUCCUUGCUUCACAGUGGGCACCACACAUGCAGAGAUCAUCCGUUCACCUACUCUGCAUCUGAAAGACACGGCGGUUGGAACCAAAAAUCUUGAAUUUUGAUUCAUCAGACCAAAGGACAGAUUUCCACCGGUCUAAUGUCCACUGCUCGUGUUUCUUGGCCCAAGCAACUCUUGUUAUUGGUGUCCUUUAGUAGUGGUCUCUUUGCAGAAAUUCAACCAUGAAGGCCUGAUUCGUGCAGUCUCCUCUGAACAGUUGAUGUUGUGAUGUAUUACUUGAACUCUGAGAAGCAUUUAUUUGGGCUGCAAUCUGAGGUACAGUUAACUCUAAUGAAUUUAUCCUCUGCAGCAGAGGUAACUCUGGGUCUUCCUUUCCUGUGGCGGUCCUCAUGAGAGCCAAAUUCAUCAUUGCGCUUCAUGGGUUUUGCGACUGCACUUGAAGAAACUUUAAAAGUUCUUGAAAUGUUCCGUAUUGACUGACCUUCAUUUAUUAAAGUAAUUGUGGACUGUUGAUGGACCCUAUCUGGUCUAAAAUGUAAAUUAAAUGUAUGACACAAGAAUAUAUUAUAUAUAACAAGCCUACAUCUAUUUGCAACAAUUCAAGUAGUAUCAUACAGGUACAGUAAACGUAUAGGAUAUUUUCCGCUUGUCCUAAAUCAGCUUUUUAGAGCGCACUUUAUUCUGUUGCUGGUUGAACACUCAAGGGCAUCUGACGCUUUUUAGCACGUGACUUAAAACAAAUAUUGAAAAGCGGCAAGUGCAGUUUGAACAAGUGAAACUGUUUGUCUCGUAUACGUCCGGUCUCACUUUGUACAUACCUUGGAUAUUGCUAUCUGAAAUAAAAUUCGAGGAGGACUUGUUUUGUAUUUAAGUAAUCUAUCGAUGCAUUGUUAUCGCAUCUGUGAUGUCUGACAGCGAUAUUUCUGGCAGCUUUCUACACAGCAAGAAUCAAAACAUGUUAUUACUUGAAAUAUGUGAGACCAACUGUACUCAGCUGCAGAGCUCUGGUGAUGAUGGUGAUGAAGACAGGAGGCUAAAAAGAAGGGAAAAGAACAGGGUGGCAGCGAAGAACAGCCGAAAAAAGAAGACACAAAGAGCAGAUGAGCUGCAUGAGGCAUAUGAGUGUCUGGAGCAGAAGAACAGACAGCUGAAGAAGGAUGUGCAGUUUCUGUCUGAGGAGCAGAGGCGUCUAACGGAGGCCCUCAAGGCCCAUGAGCCUCUCUGUCCCAUCAUGCACUGUGUUGCCAACCUGGGGUCAGGGACGUUGGGACCCAGGGAUGUAGGGGUCCCCUCCUGUCUGCCCAGAUAGCCAACAUACCAUGCACGGACCACAGAGACAAACCAACAUGGGAGACUUGUAAACAGAGUUAACAGGUCAGAUUUUAUGUCCUCAUCUGUCCUUUUUAUUCCAGGCGUCAAUUGUUUUUGUACAGUUUGAAUCAAGUUGUAAUUUAAUAAUUAUAGGCUUACGUAAUGAGCUUUGUUUCAGAUGUUCAAGUUGCUUUUCCUGUUUAAAUGUUUCGUAUAAUACAUUGAACAUAAAUUGCAUAUCCCUUUCCCAAUGAGACCAUUUCCCUUUGCUUCUGAUAAAUGUGGUUACCACACCUCUUAUCACGUGUGUUUUGGUUAACCAAACUAGUUUACCAGUACCUGGGCUUGACCAUGUGGGAACUUACUUAUACUUUACCAGAAAAAAUAAACCAUUUAAAGGUUUUUGGUUUCUGGUUUCUUAGUCCCUAAUCUAAAACAUUUAAUACACUGGCUAUUACCAAUGGAUUCAUGCAAUUCAAUGCUUAAUUGAUCAAAUAAAAUAAUCAAAUCACUUAAUCCAACUAUAAUAUGUACAGUUGUAUUAUUAUUGUUAGUUAGCUCAUGUUAUGACAUUGUUAUAGAGUGUACCCUCUCUUCCCUAUAAUGUGGGUAAAUACUCACUAACCUCAUUACAUCUUCGUCUCAUAACUUUAAAAAAUUAAAUACGUUUGAAGCAAGCCAUUAUCAUUCACUAACUCAAUAAAAGGGGGAACAUCUAGGGAAUUCUUGUCCCAAUCAAUGAUCUACAGCAUGUAUGGUCUAUCUUGAUGACAUGACUGCAGGCUUCUCUAAAAUGUUAUUAUGAAUGGAUGGAUACAUUCACAGUAGUAAUUGGCAAGGCUUCUACUAAAUGCAGACUGACCACUGAGAAAUGUGAAAGACUCUUCAGCCACACAGACAGUUCAUUUCAUACCAAAGGAUUUAUAGACUUCUGCAUUCUGCAUUUGAGGGGAAUUGUGGUGAUUAUAAUAAAGCCAUUUGUGUGGAUCGCUUCUU
Molecule: messenger RNA, 2810 nt
Organism: Oncorhynchus keta (chum salmon)
Lineage: Eukaryota; Metazoa; Chordata; Actinopteri; Salmoniformes; Salmonidae
Gene: batf3
Product: basic leucine zipper transcription factor, ATF-like 3
Exons: 3
Coding region: 1408-1812 (134 amino acids)
Biological process (GO): regulation of transcription by RNA polymerase II
Cellular component (GO): nucleus
Molecular function (GO): RNA polymerase II cis-regulatory region sequence-specific DNA binding; DNA-binding transcription factor activity, RNA polymerase II-specific
Source: RefSeq, a predicted model, not a curated record